AUGGCGUUUAAUAAGAAAUACGCUGGACUUCCUGACCUGGCCACAACGGUACGCUCCUCUUCGCCCUUCGAUCCGGAACAGUCUUCAAACCCAGAGAUCGAUGGCCGUAGAUUACGAGUUGAUGAAGCUCGUUCACAUUUCGAACCUGUUCGAGUCGAUGCUAAAGACGUGGACUUCUCAGAUAGCAUUGCAUCCAAGAAGAAAUCCUACCGAACGAUAAGGGGCCCGGGACGGCAGAAUAGGGUAGAGUUGGUACUUGGAGACCUUAGUGACGAAGAGGACGAAACCCUUGAGAGAAAGCUCGCUCGACUUCGAAGGGAGACUGAAGAACUAAAAGAAGAGCUUGCCAGCAGGAAAGCCCAAAGGGAUGGCGAUGCAGAAACAGAGGAAGGCGAGGCACAUGGUGACCAUGAUGAAGGAAUCUUGGAGCUUAGCCAGACUUUGGAUACCCUCUACACUUCUUCCAAAGGGACCGGUCACACGGCAGAGGCCGCAUUAUCCCAUAAACUCUCUACAGACGUAUACAACGGCCAACGCGUUUUAGGCCAGGGGCCUGUAGGUGCUGAUGGGUCUUCCACUUCCCAGCCCAGCCCCAACGCCUCAAUUCUAUCGCAAGCGGCAUCUUUCGACGCACGACUCGCGCUGCUAGAAGCUGCACUGGGGUUGAAGAACACACCCGUACCGGUAUCACCAGACGACCCUUCAGACAUGGACAUCCAGCCUAUUCUACCAUCACUCAAUCAUCUUUCUUCCCAGCUCUCGACACUCAGCAGCACUCUUACUGCCAACCAAUCGACACAUACCGAUCGGCCAUCUGGGCCCUUAUCGGUAACGACAACUCCACACAUUGAAGCAUUAAGCAGCAAAAUCCGCAAACUCACUGCUGACGCGGAAGCACUUACCACUGCCAGGCAGAGAGCAACCGAUGCAGCUCGUGCAGCGUUUUCUGCCCGUAUUGCUGCUGCAACAUCUGACGAACCGCAGCCUUUCAUGGAUCCUACACUUUCUACCUCCGCAGCAGUAGAAUCAGAUGCCGCUGCAUCUGAACAAACUGCCAAGAUACAAGCAUUAUACCAAACCCUGCCCACCAUCACCUCCUUGCAUCCCUUGCUUCCUACUGUAUUAGAACGGUUACGUUCUUUACGUGCUAUACAUGCCGGGGCUGCAACGGCUAACCAGGACCUUGAUGCGUUAGAACAACGUCAGGCUGAUAUGAAGAAAGAAAUAGAUCAAUGGAGGGAGGGGCUCAAAGCCAUGGAGGAGAAGGUCAAGGAAAGUGAAGAGACAAUGAAAGGGAACAUGGAAGUCAUGGGCCCUUGGGUUAAAGAUUUAGAGAAAAGGCUAGAUGCCUUGAACCAACAGUCAUGA
Messenger RNA from Trichophyton benhamiae CBS 112371, 1368 nucleotides. RefSeq lists its product as uncharacterized. Gene Ontology annotation, cellular component: dynactin complex; cytoplasm. Gene Ontology annotation, biological process: mitotic spindle organization. NCBI's taxonomy places the organism in Eukaryota, Fungi, Ascomycota, Eurotiomycetes, Onygenales, Arthrodermataceae. Bases 1 to 1368 code for a protein of 455 amino acids. The record is from RefSeq and is a predicted model, not a curated record. The transcript is spliced from 2 exons.